Molecule: messenger RNA, 1794 nt
Organism: Zootermopsis nevadensis
Lineage: Eukaryota; Metazoa; Arthropoda; Insecta; Blattodea; Termopsidae
Gene: ppan
Product: Brix domain-containing protein peter pan
Biological process (GO): rRNA processing; ribosomal large subunit assembly
Cellular component (GO): preribosome, large subunit precursor
Molecular function (GO): rRNA binding
Source: RefSeq, a predicted model, not a curated record
GACCCACGUGCCAUCGAGUUAGAUUUGUGUAUGUUGAUGGUUAAGGUCGAUGUGUAGGGUAGUUUUGCUUGUACGCAUACUGAAUAUGGUGUAAUUGCCAUUAUUACCAAGUGUUUCAUGUAGUAAAUUUAUUAGUAAUAACUUGUACAUAAAUUUUCAUUAUAACUGAAACCUUCUGUUAUUGUGUGAGGUUAUGUUUAAUAAGUUGGAUAGCACAAGUAAUUAAGCAAAGGGAGUGGUUGUACAUUGGUUCCAAUAUUGCUGUAGAGUUUUGAAGGAUGGGAAAAAAGAAGGGACGUAGUGUGAAAAACAACAUCCAGGCAAACACAGAAGAACCAGAGGAACUGAAACGAGCUCCUCAUUCAUUUGUUAUCCACCGUGGCAUUAUUGGUGGAGAUGUUAUAGAGCUUACAAAAGAUUUUAGAAAAGUAAUGGAACCAUUCACAGCCUCAUCUCUAAAAUCACGGAAGAACAAUGUUAUUAAGGACUUUGUGUCUGUUGCUGGAUUGCUCCAUGUGUCACAUCUAUGCAUCUUCACUAGCACUGAAUUGGCGACUUACUUGAAGAUUUCGCGCCUGCCACAAGGCCCCACGCUCACAUUCUGGGUACACAAUUACUCUCUGGCACGAGAUGUUAUCUCUGCUAAGAAAAAGCAAUAUGUUUUUGAGAAGCUUUAUCAGAAUGCACCACUCAUAGUGAUGAACAGUUUCAGUGGUGAGGGUUUGCACAUGAAGCUGAUGGCAUCCAUGUUCCAGAACAUGUUCCCAACCAUCAACAUUACUAAGGUGAAGCUGAGCAACAUCCGGCGCUGUGUACUCCUGAACUAUAAUGUCAGUUCGAAGAUCAUUGAUUUCCGGCAUUAUGCCAUCAAAGCAGUUCCUGUGGGACUCUCUAAGGGUGUGAAGAAGCUGGUCCAGAGCAAAAUCCCGAAUCUAGGCCAGUUUGAAGAUAUUUCUGACUUCAUCACAAAGUCUGGCCAGCUAUCAGAAAGUGAAGCAGAGGAUGAUCCAGGAAGCCAUGUCACCCUGCCGCAGAAAAUGCCUUCUCGAGGCAACCUUGUCUCCACCCAGUCUGCCCUCCGACUCAUAGAGAUUGGGCCUCGGUUGACAUUACAGCUUAUGAAGAUAGAAGAGGGUUUGCUUAAUGGUGAGGUGUUAUUUCAUGAGAUUAUUGAGAAAACAGAAGAAGAGAAGUUGCUAGUAAAGAAGAAGCGAGAAGGAAAGAGGAAACUCAAAGAAAAACGAAAGAAAAUUCAAGAAGAAAACACCAAAAGGAAAUCACAAAAGAAGGAAGAGCUGAAACAAAAAUCACUGAAAGGGAUGCAUAGAAGGUCAGAGAAUGAAUUAGAAAUGCACAAAGCCCUGGCAGAAUCGAAGGCAGAUGCAGACUCGGGUGAAGAUGAUGAUGAUGACGCUGAAUGGUACAGGAAGGAGGUCGGGCAGGAUCCUCAGAGAGAUCUAUUUGAUUCUGUGUCACAAAGACAAAACAAGAGGAAGCUGUCAUCAAUAAGCUUGGCUCAUAAAAGACAGAAAGUAGAAGGUAAUUUAAAGUACAGAACCAAGAAUGAAAUGAAUUCAACAAUACAGAAUAAGUCAAAAAAUAAACAAAAGUUUUCUAGAGUUGGCACUGUUCAGAAAAACAAGUUCAUCAAGAGAAGUGUGUUUGGUGGUAAAACAUCAAUGAAGAAUAGGCACUGAGCAAAACAUCAAUUUAUAACAUUUGUAAAUCACUUUAAUUGUAUGGCAUAUGGUCAUAUCAAUAAACACUCCUAGAUAAGCAUGUAUUCCAUGUGAA